Molecule: messenger RNA, 2535 nt
Organism: Dunckerocampus dactyliophorus (ringed pipefish)
Lineage: Eukaryota; Metazoa; Chordata; Actinopteri; Syngnathiformes; Syngnathidae
Gene: rangap1a
Product: RAN GTPase activating protein 1a
Exons: 16
Coding region: 159-1853 (564 amino acids)
Biological process (GO): nucleocytoplasmic transport; signal transduction; activation of GTPase activity
Cellular component (GO): perinuclear region of cytoplasm; cytosol; nucleus
Molecular function (GO): small GTPase binding; GTPase activator activity
Source: RefSeq, a predicted model, not a curated record
CUUGAGUCGUAAAGCAGUGUGGCGUGCCGAAUUGCGCUUUGAACGACAGGAACGGGCGGGAGCGUGCUACUUGACUAAAUUUAUCUUCUUGAACUGCAGUGUUGGAGUACAUUGGAAAUUAAUUUCGUCACGGAACUCUCAGCGCUGUGUCUAUCCCAAUGGCGACAGACAUUGUUUCGCAGUUGGCCGAGUCUUUGGCCAAAACUGGAGUUGAGGAGGGGGAGUUGAGUUAUAAAGGCCAGGGAAGAAAGCUCAAUGAUUCCCAAUCAGUCGAGGAGAUUGUGAAGGACAUUGAGGACUUUGAGGGUCUCCAGGCUCUGAGACUGGAGGGGAACACUGUCGGUGUGGAGGCAGCAAAAGCUAUCGCCAAGGCCCUCGAGACAAAGAGCCAGUUCAAGCGCUGUUACUGGAGUGACAUGUUUACUGGCCGCCUCCGCUCUGAGAUCCCACCUGCUCUGAAUUCACUGGGUGAUGCUCUGAUGCUGGCGGGUGCCAAGCUGACCGUUCUGGAUCUCAGUGACAAUGCCUUUGGACCAGAUGGGGUGAAGGGCAUCGAGAAGUUGCUGAAAAGCUCCGCUUGCUACACGCUGCAGGAACUGAGGCUCAACAACUGUGGCAUGGGCGUUGGAGGAGGGAAGAUAUUGGCUGCUUCACUGAUGGAAUGCCACAAAUCAAGUGAAAAAAGUACACCCCUCAGCCUGAAGGUGUUUGUGGCGGGGAGGAAUCGACUGGAGAACGACGGCGCCACAGCCCUCGCUCAAGCAUUCCAGUUGAUGGGCAGCCUGGAGGAGAUCCAUAUGCCCCAGAAUGGCAUCAAUCACCCUGGGGUAACCGCCCUGGCAAUGGCCGUGCAGCACAACCCAAACCUGCGAACCCUCAACCUCAAUGACAACACUUUCACGGAGAAGGGCGCCAUUGCCAUGGCUAAGGCACUGAAACAUUCGCGAAGCAUCCAGGUAAUAAACUUCGGCGACUGUUUAGUGCGUCCUGCUGGAGCCACCGCAAUCGCUGAAACUGUUUCAGAAGGACUGCCAAUCUUGAAGGAACUCAAUCUGUCAUUUGGCGAGAUAACGGAGGAAGCUGCUCUGGCUGUGGCCCACGCAGUCAAGGACAAGGACCAGCUGGAAAAACUGGAUUUAAAUGGUAACUACCUUGGAGAAGACGGCUGCAAGGCUUUGAAAGACUUAAUGGAAGGCAUGAACAUGGCCGAGCUCCUGGCAUCGCUCAGCGAUGAUGAGGGUGAACCGGAAGAUGAGGAUGAAGAUGAUGAGGAUGAAGAAGACGACGAAGAUGAUGAGGAGGUAGAUGAAGAGGAGGUUGAGGAGGAGGAAGAAGAGGACGACGACGAAGAGGAGGAGGAGGAGGAGGAUGAGCAGCAGGAGGAGGAGGAGGAAGAGGAAAACACUGGCAACAAGUUUUCCACACCUCCGUCAGCCCAGCGGCCGCCAGAUGUCUCGUCCUUCCUCAGCUUUCCGUCGCCAGACAAGCUGCUUAAGCUGGGAGCCAAAAGAGCAGCACUGAUUGAGCAGCAGGUGGAUGUGACAGAUGCUACAAAAACAGCUGAAGCCUUCCUCAAAAUUGCUUCCGUGUACAAGGAGGACAAUAAUGAAGUUAAGAACGCAGUCUUGGAAAGUGUUGAUGCCCUUCUGAAGAAAGCCUUUUCCUCAUCUUCCGUACAAGGCUACAACUUUGUGUCGUCUUUACUCGUGUUGUUGGGACUUAUUAAGAGUGAGGAGAAGGUGAAGCCUGUCCUGGUGGUAGCCGGUCAUCUGCAGGCCUUGGAGCACGCUGUUCGACAGGACUACUUCCCCAAGGAGAGCAUGGCCGUGCUGGAGGCCUUCAUGUCCCGGUAAGGGCGUGACAGAAUGAGCCAAUCAGCAGGCAGCUUCCAGCAACAACAAGGCUUUGGAGUCAUGUGGGACUUCUCGACACAAACUCCAGUCCACUUUGCAGAGAGUCCACGCUGAGAGCUGAGAGCUGUGGAUACACACACACACACACACACACACACAGCCAACUUAUCUUUUAUUGAUGGACCUUUUGGGAGUCAGCACACAUUUGCUAAAAUUUGAAACAUCCAAAGUUGAGCAGUACCAUACAGUCAUUGGCGGACUGCCUCGCUGGACCGGGAUGCUUGUUGAGGAUCUUAUUCAAAUGGCGUGAACCUUUAUGGACAUGCAGUCAUUUAAGUGCUUUGUGUUGCAUCAUACUGAGACCACCAUGCUAUUUGAACCUCUGGUGUUUUUAUAAUUAAAAAAAAAAAAAAAAAGUCAGGUGUCAUUCACCUGCUGAAAACACGACACUAUAUUGUACUGCAUACUUGAAUGCAAACUUAAUCAAGCCAGGGUUGGCUGUUGUACAUUUUUGUUUUCAGCGUUGAUUAAUGUAUUGCUUUUGCAUGUUUAUGAUGAAUAUUUACCAAGUGUGUCGUCAUCUGGUAAAUAUUAGGACAACAGGGAUGUAUUUUCUGCCUUAAAUGAGGCACAAGCUGUUUAUGGCUAUGCGUUGACAAAAUAAACUUGAGUAGCGUUCUUC